Molecule: messenger RNA, 2395 nt
Organism: Pecten maximus
Lineage: Eukaryota; Metazoa; Mollusca; Bivalvia; Pectinida; Pectinidae
Product: UPF0602 protein C4orf47 homolog
Exons: 7
Coding region: 269-1207 (312 amino acids)
Cellular component (GO): centrosome
Source: RefSeq, a predicted model, not a curated record
AGCAAUUGUUCCAACAAAGUCCCAUCCGGCAGGAUAUUGUUUACACGAUUUUAUCUAAACACAGAGUUUCCGACACUUUAAGAUUCGAUGACAGCGCGGAUAAUCCAGGACAAAAGUGAAAUAUGUUAAAUAUGAUAUUUGCAUGAUGUAAAUGUCAUUUUUUGGGGAUGAUUAGAUGAAUUGGGUAAAGUUUAGCCAUAGCUUAUCGAGAAAAGUGGUUUAGUGAGAUUUGAUUUAUUUUGUUUGAUCGUGAAAAAAGACAAUCAUCAUGGCAGAUAAAGGCGGAAAAAAUGAUAUGGACAGGAUUGGAGUGUUCCAGGAAAUGGGAUAUGUCACAAUCGGUGACAGAUAUAAGCCUCCUGGAAUCCAAUUCAACGCUGCUGCCAGUAAAGGAAAACAGAUGCUUCCUGGGGGCAGCAAGACCAGGUCGGCUCUACAAAGUGGUUAUUUUAUGGAUAAAUAUGGGAGAGUGAUGGAAGGAGAGGCAUACAGUGAUCCAAUCAAAGUGAGACGACAGCAUAGAUUAAAAGAAUCACAAAGAAAUAUUGGAAAGGCAUUUUUACCUAGCAGUGGUGAAAAGAAACCGUCUGGACUAGGAAGUCAUUAUGGUACACUGGGUGGCACUAUCACAGCCUUUAGUCCAAACAUGAGACCAGGAAAAGGCUACAAAUCACCCGGAAAGAACUUCCUAACAAAUCCUGGAAAGAAAGGAACAGGUUUUGGAUAUGUAGCUGUUACACUUGGAAAAUACCCCAAUUAUUUAGGGGAUACUUAUGAUGUACAUAAAGACAUUGCAAAGAAAGAGUUAGCUAAUCAUAAAAAUGCUGUAAAAGGUUCUGCAUUUAGACUGAACAUGCAUCCAAAAGCCUACUUUGACCAGAAUCCUUAUGCAUCAGAUAAGUUAAUGGGACGACGAAGUGUGUCGGCAGGUGUCUCAAAGAAAGAGGAUGUUAAGCCAUUCAAGCCAAGCUCACCUGGCAAAAAGCCUGCUGGAAUGAAGGCCGGAACAUUUGAUCCUUAUCCUUCCCACUCUGCUGACCCAUACAAGAUCAAAGUGUCACGUUCUGUCAAUGUUGUCAACAAAACUGGAAAAAUCUUUAUGCCAUCUCAGGGACCCAAAUCUGUGCCUACUAACUCUAUAGUCAACCAGAAUAUAAUGAAAACAAUCAACGUACAGAACUACAGAUCGAUGACCUCCAUCAUUUAAAGAAGCUCAGCCAGGAUAACAGAUUAUAACCAGAUAAACUUGCAAACCUACAUCUCAACUUAUAGUAUUGUCAUCACAAUGGUAAUAACUCUAGGAGAAUUUGACUGCCCCAAUAUUCCAUGCCUUGUCGGUCGUGUGACAUGGCAAGGUACAUUUCUCUAUAGAUAUUACAAUGUUCUAAAAGAAUAUUGUUCUAUAAUGAAGCCUUUCUGUGUGGACAUAUACAGGUGUACCCUUUACUGAGCAAGUGUGUUUAAUAGUUAAUGUUUUGAAAACACUUGUACAUAGCCUAUUGUUAUACAUAAAUGAUUAAUUUUGUACUGACCAAGGUACCUUAUAACUAUAUUGAAGUUAUAUAUAUAUUCAAUACAUUGCAUUGUGAUGUUCAUUUAAGUUUAUGUAAAUUAUCUUUAUUUGUUCUUUCAUUCCAUUUUUUUAUAAAAACUUUAAUAAUAUCAUGUGGAAGCAGAAGGCUGUGAUUGUAAUUAUACAAUGUUAAUGUCAAUUUACUGUUUUACAUAAUUGUGAUCCAAAUUCUACAUUUCAAUUCACAAAUUACUUUUAGAGUAUUUAUCUAUCAAACAUUUAAAAAACUUCAAUUACCAUUUAUUUAAUAAUAUUUUACCCAAUGAAUAAAUCUUUUGGUUUAUUAAUUGAUAUAACAAUAGUAGCUGUUAAUGACAGAUUUGUAUGAUUGUAAGGUAAAAAGGUAGAUUUUUGUCUGCCUUUUUUGUUCCAUUGUCUACACGCGUAAAAACCAAGUUUGUGCCAAAGUUUAUCUAAAAUACAGUGCACAAAAAACUAAAAAGAAUGAAAUUCUGUAGGCAAGAUAUAUAUUGAAAGAAAAUAUUUAUCACUGAUAUCAUUGAUUUUUAUGCAAAUUUAUUUUAAUUUUUAAAUUGAGAUAAAUAUGGCUGUCUUCUGUUCUGAUUCUAAAUGCACCUACUAGCCUAAGGCACUUUACCAGCAUUCUCUAUCUUCCAUUACAAUGUACCUUGAAACGCCUUAUCAGUUUAAAGUAAAUCUGAGGUGAAUCUUUCCUUCAUUAUUGUAUUACAAUGUAUGAAACUGACAUUUCCCAAAAGAUUUAUUUUGUGGCUGAAAAAAUCUGUUAAGUGUUCUUAGUAUUUUCCUCCACACAAACACUGGUUUAUUGAAGACUACUUGUAUAAAAUGUGAAAAAAUUGA